Fibroporia radiculosa is the source of this 810-nucleotide messenger RNA. RefSeq lists its product as uncharacterized. Gene Ontology annotation, molecular function: protein N-terminal-serine acetyltransferase activity; protein-N-terminal-alanine acetyltransferase activity. NCBI's taxonomy places the organism in Eukaryota, Fungi, Basidiomycota, Agaricomycetes, Polyporales, Fibroporiaceae. Bases 1 to 810 code for a protein of 269 amino acids. The record is from RefSeq and is a predicted model, not a curated record. The transcript has a single exon.
AUGUCUACAGCAUAUGUUAACAACUUCACACCACCCCCACCUUCCGCCCUCCCUGAUCCUGACAAGGUCCUCUCUUCCACAGAACCAUACGACAUCAACUUCGCGUAUCCAAUCCACCUCGAAUCACUCUCUUCCGACAAAGUUCGACUUAUGCCCUUCGUUCCGAGGCUGCAUGCCAAACCUCUCUGGGAGAGUGCACUACCGCAGCUGGGCGAGCUCUUCCAGUACUAUCCCAUAGCGCCGCGUACGUUCCCCGAGUUCCUUGCUUUCGUAGAGAGUAUCCGCACGUUGCCACACUGGUGCAUGUUCGCCGUGUACGACAAAACGCGAGCAGCACAGGAAGGCGAAAGCGGAGACGGGGGAGAAGGCAGCUUCGCAGGCAUGAUGAGCCUGGUCAACACUGUCCAUCAAUACCUCUGCACCGAGAUCGGCUACGUGAUGAUCCUCCCAGCAUUCCAGCGAUCGCACGUUGCGCGCACUAGCGUAUCCCUGCUACUCCAGUACUGCCUCAACAUGCCCACAGCGUCGCCGCCCGGCCUUGGCUUCCGCCGUGUUGCCUGGAUCGCCCACCCAAACAACGGACCGUCGGUCGGCCUUGCGAAAAAAUUGGGAUUCCAGGAGGAGGGUGUGCUGAGGUUCAGCAGGAUUCUCCCGGAUGUGGAGGCAUUGAACAGAGUUGGGGUGGAAGUAAAGCGGAAAGGAAGCGACACGAGAGAAGCGUACGCCAGACACUCCAAAGUCCUGGCAGUAUGUUGGGAUGAUUGGGAGAGCGGUGUGCAGGAGAAAGCGGAAGUCAUCAUCCGGCAGUAA